Molecule: messenger RNA, 1680 nt
Organism: Penicillium roqueforti
Lineage: Eukaryota; Fungi; Ascomycota; Eurotiomycetes; Eurotiales; Aspergillaceae
Product: alpha-keto acid decarboxylase family protein
Exons: 1
Coding region: 1-1680 (559 amino acids)
Molecular function (GO): carboxy-lyase activity; magnesium ion binding; thiamine pyrophosphate binding
Source: RefSeq, a predicted model, not a curated record
AUGACUACAGUCGGAAGCUAUCUAGCCACCCGACUGGCUCAGAUUGGUAUCGAGAGGCACUUCGUAGUGCCGGGUGACUAUAACUUGAUCCUGUUGGACAAACUGCAACAGGAACCCAGUCUAAACGAGAUCAACUGCACAAAUGAAUUGAACUGCUCCAUGGCCGCUGAAGGCUACGCACGAGCCAAGGGCGUCGCUGCAUGUGUCGUCACCUACAGCGUCGGUGCUUUCUCAGCUUUCAACGGCAUUGGGAGUGCCUAUGGUGAAAACCUCCCUGUCAUUCUCAUCAGUGGUUCACCCAACACCAAUGAUUCAGGUGACUUCAACCUACUUCACCACACGCUCGGGACUCAUGACUUUGAGUAUCAGUUGCAAAUGGCGAAAAAGAUCACGGUCGCUGCGGUUUCAAUUCGUCGCGCCUUGGAUGCGCCGAAACUGAUCGACUUUACCAUCCGCAAAGCACUCCGUACUAAGAAACCUGUAUACAUCGAGAUUCCUACAAAUUUGUCCAACCAACCGUGUGCGCCCCCGGGACCACCGUCGGUCAUCUUGGAGCCUCUCCAUAGUGACCCUGCCGUUCUGAAGGAGGCUGUUCACAAGACAGCCACCUUUUUGUCACAAAAAAGUAAGAUUACGAUCUUGGUUGGUCCAAAAGUCAGGUCUGCCAAAGCCGAGGGCGCUCUCCGAGACUUUGCGGAAGCAUUGGGCUGCGCGGUGGCAGUGAUGCCUAGUGCCAAGUCAUUCUUUCCGGAGAAUCAUCCCCAGUUCGCUGGAGUUUACUGGGGUCUCGCCAGCACGCUGGGUGCUGAGUCCAUCGUGGACUGGUCCGACGUGAUCGUCUGCGUUGGAACAGUCUUUACCGACUAUAGCACUGUCGGCUGGACGAGCGAGCCGACCGAUUCCAUACGCGUGACGGCCGACGUUGACCAGGUUCAGCUCCCGGGAGCAGAAUACUCUCGCGUCUACUUGAAAGAGUUUCUGUCUGGACUGUCACAUCUGGUGAAGAAAGACCCGGCAACAAUGCUGGAAUAUAAACGGUUGAGCCCAGCCGAGCCAAGUCUGACUGCCAGUCAUACGAAUGAAAAGCUCACACGAAAGGAGAUGUGUCUGCAGAUCCAGAAUAUCGUCACCUCGAAGACAACCCUCUUUGCUGAUACCGGCGAUGCUUGGUUCGAUGCUAUUAAAAUGCGGCUUCCCGAAGGAACCAGAUUGGAGGUUGAGAUGCAAUGGGGUCACAUUGGAUGGUCCAUCCCCGCAUCCCUUGGCUAUGCCGUUGGGCACCCCGAUAGGCAAGUGAUCACGCUGGUCGGGGAUGGGUCAUUCCAAAUGACAGCGCAGGAAGUAUCGCAACUGACCAGACUGCGCAUUCCCGUUACUAUAUUCCUCAUCAACAACAUUGGAUACACCAUUGAGGUCGAGAUUCAUGAUGGGAUUUACAACAACAUCAAGAACUGGGACUAUGCCGCGUUCGUAGAGUCGUUCAAUGCGAAAGAUGGGCAUGGCCGCGGUUUCCGCGCCACCACUACAGGAGAGCUUCGUGCGGCUAUCGAAGCAGCGAAAAAGAACCGACACGGACCGACUCUAAUUGAGUGUGCCAUCGACCGUGACGACUGCAGCAAGGAGUUGAUUAGCUGGGGCCAUUUCGUGGCUGCAGCUAAUGGUCGUGCUCCCAAGGCAUAG